CUCGGCGACGCAGAAGUGAAAAAUGGACGCCGACUGAUUUGUGUUACAUCACGAAAAAGUUGGUAGUUUUUAACUCCUCAUUUCAUCAAAACGGCAGUGAAUACUUUACCGUUCGGUGUUUUUUGGCCAUUAAUACGAAAACGCAGGUUAGUAGAUCGGAGUGCAUUCGUUUGGUGGCGUUUGUUAUCACGUGAUUUUUAUGCUGCGUUCAAUUUGCCUCAGCAAUGAUACGUCACAAGAAAUUUAAACCAAGAUGGAUGCCUCCGUGGAAUAAAGUCUCGGAAAAGAUAACCGGAUUAAAAUGUAGUAAAUAUGUCAUGAAGGGGUCAUAGCAAGAAUCUUUUUGACAGCAAGAAUCGUUUUACUUCUUACGAGGUACGACCUCAAAGUGUUCCAAUCGAAAGUAUUUUUUUUAACAUGGCUGACGACCACGAUAAAACAGUAUUCGUUUAUUAAGAGACUAUUAGACAGUGUUGACAACAAAGCGUUAUUGUGUACAUUGUAUCGAAUUUUUUGUGGUUUGGGAACUUUUCGCUAUGAAAUAUCUGGCUUCCCAGUUUUAAUGGAACGCAACAUGACACAAACCCAGCAGUGCUGCGCAGGGGUCGACGCAGGGCCCGUGAGCAUGCGCAGUGAGCAUUUCGGGGAUGGGUCUAUCGAAUGAAUCAAGAUGGCGACUCUGGCAAAACCGCCAAUACACUCACUGAAGUAGAUGAGCAAAAUUAACCUCCUUAGCGGGUUUCCUCACGCCCCGCUCGGGGUUUGGUGAAACAUGAAGAUCUGGAGCAUGCUUUGGAGACGGGAUUGACCGGGAUUUCAGACCGUAAAUAAGUCAGCGAGAUGUGCGAGAGCUAUGCCCGCUCGCUGCUGCGUGUUUCGGUGGCGCAGAUCUGCCAGGCUCUGGGCUGGGAUGCGGUUCAACUCACUGCUUGCGAUCUGCUGUCCGAUGUGCUGCAUCGAUACAUUCAGCAGAUGGGCAGAGUGUGUCAUCGAUACUCUGAGCUCUAUGGGAGGACAGAUCCCAUCCUGGAAGAUGUGAGCCAGGCUUUCAGGCUGCUGGGAGUAAGUCUGACCGAACUGGACGACUAUGUCAACAACCUGGAACCUGUGGCCUUCCCCAAUCAGUUGCCAACCUUUCCUGUCAGCAAGAACAAUGUCCUGCAGUUUCCUCUGCCUGGAGCUCUCGACUUGGAAGAAAGAAAGGACUAUAUUCCAGAUUACAUGCCACCCCUGGUCUCUUUACAAGAAGAAGAGGAGGAGGAAGAGGUCCUUCCUGACAUGGGCACCUCUGCCGAAGCUAUGCAGGUGGCGCUGGAGGAGGACGAGGACGAAUUCGAAGACGAUGAAACCGUCAAUGAUGAGAACCACCCGCUGAAGAGGUCCCUGGACAGCCCUGAUGCGGAUAUGGGCAUGAUGCCUACAUCCAAGCGGCCGCGAAUGGUCCCUGGCCUGAGCCCAGAAUGGGGCGUGGAACCCAGGGAGCCCCUAACCUCCCUCAACCCUCAGCGUGUACCUCCAGGCAUACUGCCCUCUCACGAUAGCCUUGACCCCAUGUCACCUGAAGCACCUUCAGGAGCCAUGCCCUCCUUCAGACCUCAGCCUAUGAUACCAAAAUAUCCUGAUCAGAAGGCCCUCACCACCCCUGGAAGAAAGCCUAAAGUCUCAUCGCCUGGUAGACAAAGGACUAAGUCCCCUAAAGGGGUCAUUGCUACCUCAGGAGGUGGCAGUCCCAUCCACUCUCCUAAACAUUCUAAGGAGAGGAAAAAAUCUCCAGGCCGGACAAAGAGUCCUAAAAGUCCCAAGAGUCCCAAGAUGGUUCCGGGCAAAGCACCUCCACCUCAGGGCAAGGUAGACAGCGUGCACAAGCUGCCGUUGUCUGUGCUAAGUGAGAGGAUGGGGAAAGAGAACAUCCACAUGCGACAGAAUGUGGAGGACAAGGAAUUGGCUGAGGGCUCCUUCCUUAAAAUGGAGCCUGAUAACGCAGCCAUCGAUGAUUCAAUCAGCGCCGUGAUUGCCAGGGCGUGUUCCGAGCGAGAUCCCGAUCCCUUUGCCUUCUCCUCAGGCUCUGAUUCGGACAGCAACAGCUUCUCCAGCCCCAGGAGACUGACCAUUAUGGAGCCGACAACACCCAAAGCGCAGGUGGGGGCUGCCGGCAUCUCCGCCAGAGACACAUCGACACCGCUUCAUUUGCAGCUUCACCCCGGCCAGGGAAAGUGGACCAUGGAUGACUCCAUCAAUGAAGUGAUCCGAAAGGUGCACCAGCCGCCCAAUCACGAAGAAUACGUCUCGUCCGGGUCGGCCUCGCCUCCGACGCCUGAACCCCUGCUGAAGGUUUUUGAGGAGAAAAGCAUGUUUGUGUCACCGGUGGACGUCAAGAAGAAGCUGAAGAAGGAGCUCAAGACAAAGCUGAAGAAGAAGGAGAAGGACAAGCCCAAAGACAAAGAGCGGGAGAAGGACAAGAGCAAACCGAAAGAGAAAAACAAGGACAAGAACAGGGAUAAGAACAAGGACUUUUCCAAGGAUAGCAACCUUCUGUGGAAGGAGUUUGGUAUGAAGGAUGACGAGCACUUCAGUCAGCGAGACUUCAUUCUGCCUGAGGGCUCCAUCAAGAUCAAAUCCAGAGAGGGAGAGGGCCCGAAGAAAGAGAAGGAGAAACACAAGGACAAAAAGAAGGACAAGGAAAAGAGUAAGAAGGAUAAGGAGAAGAAAGACAAGGGCAAAGACAAGAGCAAGGACGACAGGCAGAAACAAGCUGCCCUGGACCCCAUUGCUCUGGGGGAGGUCUCAGCCCUCUUUAGCCCGUCCUCCUGCCUGCGCCUACCCCCCUUAGUCCCCAUCCUCCAGGAUAGCAAGGAUGUGAAGAGCAAGGAGAAAGACAAGAAGAAAGACAAGAAGGAGAAAAAGAAGAAGAAAGACAAGGAGAAGGACAAGGAGCGAGAGAAGGCCAAGGAAAAGGAGAGGGAGAAGGAGGAAAAGAGGAAAGAAAAGGAGAGGGAGAAAGAAAAACGGGAGAAGGAAAAGGAGAAAGAGAAGGAGAGGAUUCGAUUAGAGAAGGUAAAGAUGGACACUCCGGUGGUUGUUCCUUCUCCUGUCAUUCCCAGAUUGACGCUUCGAGUUGGAGCAGGGCAAGACAAAAUUGUUAUCAGCAAAGUGGUUCCAAACUCGGAGCCAAAAACACCAGUGCCCAAGACCCCCGCUACCAAGUCCACACCCAGCAAUCGCCCUCGUUCGCCUCCACCGCCUCCCAUCCUCUCCCCAGUCAUACCUUCUCUGCCCCCGCCUCCCUCACCGCUGCCUCCAACUCCCGUCCCAUCGUUGCUCUCUCCGGCCCCUCUACUGUCUCCCACCGCUUCCCUCAAAACACCCGUUCGCAGCGUUGUCACCGAGACGGUCAGCACGUACGUGAUUCGAGAUGAGUGGGGCAAUCAGAUCUGGAUCUGUCCUGGAUGCGACAAACCAGACGACGGCAGCCCCAUGAUAGGAUGUGACGACUGUGACGACUGGUAUCACUGGCUUUGUGUCGGCAUCCUCACAGCGCCCCCUGCAGACCAGCAGUGGUUUUGUGUCAAAUGUUCCAGCAAGAAGAAAGACAAAAAACACAAGAAGAGGAAACACAAACUGCAUUGAGACUAUGCAAAAGCAAAAAAAAAAGCACAUUUUGUGUGCGUGCGUGCGUUGUGUGCGUGUGUGUGCGCGUGCGUUUGUGUAGGUGGGGACAUUUGUUGGACACCAUUUGGCACUGCUCUAACAUAAAAAGAAGAAAAACAACAUGGCUGACAGCAACUUGUGAUGAUGUUUAAUGGUGUCAGCGUGGACCACAAGGCAAACUGGCGAGAGACAAAAGGCUUUGCUUGCUGACUGCCGACAUGUCCCGCUGUAGGUGAUUAUGACCGCUUAUGUGACGACAACUAUCAUCCAUGUCUUUUCUGCUCUCGAAUUUUCACGCCUUCCUUCAAUGUAAUGUACAUAAUUAUGACGGCACCCCAAGUGUAUAAAUGUGUAAAUACCAACUACUACCAAGCCAAGUGCAUUUUGUUCUUAGGAAAUUACUUGCAAAAAUCCAAUUUUUUAACUCAAAAUGAAGCCUCUGUAAUUUCUGUACAUUUUUUUAAAUUUAAAGUUUGUAUUUUAUUUCUCCAGCCCCCUCCCCCCCCAUGUUUUUUUUUUGUCCUGAAGUCAUACUGUAGUUAUGCUUGUGAUGUAAUUCAUUUCAGUGACGUUUCAAUAUUAAAGGUGAGAACAGUCUGUGCACUCACACAGACUUUAAGACAUA
This is a messenger RNA of Dunckerocampus dactyliophorus (ringed pipefish), 4273 nucleotides long. RefSeq names its product TAF3 RNA polymerase II, TATA box binding protein (TBP)-associated facto (gene taf3). NCBI's taxonomy places the organism in Eukaryota, Metazoa, Chordata, Actinopteri, Syngnathiformes, Syngnathidae. Gene Ontology annotation, cellular component: transcription factor TFIID complex. Gene Ontology annotation, molecular function: protein heterodimerization activity. The record is from RefSeq and is a predicted model, not a curated record. Bases 841 to 3627 code for a protein of 928 amino acids. The transcript has 7 exons.